Molecule: messenger RNA, 1109 nt
Organism: Oncorhynchus tshawytscha (Chinook salmon)
Lineage: Eukaryota; Metazoa; Chordata; Actinopteri; Salmoniformes; Salmonidae
Product: guanylyl cyclase-activating protein 2-like
Exons: 4
Coding region: 1-612 (203 amino acids)
Biological process (GO): visual perception
Cellular component (GO): photoreceptor inner segment; cone photoreceptor outer segment
Molecular function (GO): calcium ion binding; calcium sensitive guanylate cyclase activator activity
Source: RefSeq, a predicted model, not a curated record
AUGUGUCAGCGACUGAGUGAGGAGAGUGAUUCAGACCAGGAAAUUGAUGUUGCAGAGCUGCAGGACUGGUAUAAGAAGUUUGUGGUGGAGUGCCCAAGUGGAACACUCUUCAUGCACAAGUUCAAGAGCUUCUUCAGUGUUACUAACAACAAGAAGGCGGUCGAUUAUAUUGAGAAUAUGUUUUGCGCAUUUGACAAGAACGGAGACAAUACAAUUGAUUUUCUAGAGUAUGUUGCAGCCUUGAACCUGGUCUUGAGGGGCAAUUUGGAACAUAAACUGAAGUGGACUUUCAAAAUGUACGACAAAGAUGGAAGUGGCUGCAUUGACAAGACAGAGCUGCUGGAGAUUGUAGAGUCCAUCUACAGACUGAAGAAAGCCUGCCAUGGAGAAUUGGAUGCAGAGUGUAACCUCCUGACCCCAGAUCAAGUGGUCAACAGAAUAUUUGAACUGGUUGAUGAAAACAGAGAUGGGGAGUUGUCUCUGGAUGAGUUCAUCGAUGGGGCCAGGAAGGACAAGUGGGUGAUGAAGAUGCUGCAGAUGGACGUCAACCCUGGGGACUGGAUCAAUGUACGCAAGAGCUCUGGAGCGAGCUCUGAAGCUGAACCUCUGUAAUAAGUUUAUCGAUUUCUUUCAAUCAAAAUUUGAAUCCAUCUACCAGCAGCUUCAGCUAUCCUGUGCCCUGCCCCUGUGCCCAGGUGGUGGCUGACACUACCACCAUACCCAUGGGGACUAUGGACUCUUGUGCAGAGGGGGCAACCAUUGCUGUAAUACCCUCUCUCCCCAUAACCUGCACACCACACACUAUCACUUGUUGCUUCUUUCUUAGCUUUUUUGUUUUCUCUUUUGAAAUCCCUAAUGUGUACAUAUCUGCGUGUUUCUGUUCCCACUGAUGGUUAUGUGUGUGUUCUACUGCCCAUGAUUUCAUUUUGUAUGUGCAGUGUAAAGUAAAAGUGACCAGUUUUCUCCAUCUCUAUAUGGUUGAUAGACAACAUGCAGUGGCAGAUCGUAAAGUUUAUUUUGCAAUUAUGUUUUGCUUGGGAAAAAUAUCAAUGGUUAGAGCUGACAAUGAUAUAGUAUUCCGGUAGCAGACUUGGUUGUUACAUACAGUA